GGAUAUCAAACUCGAGACCUUGCCUUGUUUGCGAGGCAGGCGGCAGAACGACUGAGCUAGAUCCCUGGCCCUCUUUAAGAGGUUUUUGUCAGACCUACUUUAAAGUUUUUACCAUAUUUUUGGUCAGAGUUCACCCACCCUGUUCCAGCUGCUGAAUCUCAGAGGUGAAAGUUGAGGUGAGGCGUCUUCUGCAUCUACCCUGUUGUACUCAACUGAGCGGGAACUGUUUGGGUUCAGGGUGUUUUAGAGUCAUUGCUGGUGGCGAAAACAGAUAGGGUGCCAGGUGUGGUGGCUCACGCCUGUAAUCUCAGCAAUCGGGAGUCAGGCAGGAGGAUUUUUUAGUUCAAGGGCAGCCUUGGCUAGAUGACAAACUCAAGGCCAGCUUGAGCUACACACACUGAACAGUUACUUCAAAGCAGAGCAGAUGCGGGGGAGCUGGGGAUUCCGCUCAGUGGUGCCUCCGCCGGGUAAGGAAGUGGGUGGUGGUGUGUGGAAGGGUUUUUCCUGGCGCUCCCCUCUAAGCCAGGGUGUGUUCUAACAUUAACACAACUCUCCUCCCCUCUAAGCCAGGGUGUGUUCUAACAUUAACACAACUCUCCUCGUGAGCCAGGGUCUGCCCUCACACUCCCAUUCAGUUCUCUUCCCAAUACCUGGCUUAGACUAGGAGUGGUGUCGCACGCCUCCCAGCACUUGGGAGGCAGAGGCAGGAGGAUCACUGCAAAUUCGAAGCCAGCCUCAACUACAUAGCUCAAGGCCAGCCUGAACUGCGUAGUGAGACCUUGUCUGCCAAAAAAAAAAACCUGGCAUAGUCUGUUCCACGAUAGGAAUCAGUGUGAAGGCAUGGUUUCCCCUAAUUAGCCAAUGGAAUGGCUUGAUUUUAUAAAUUAUUUAAUAAAACAGACUGUUGAAGAAACAUACGAUUCAUUGAGUUAUAGUUGUCUUUUAGCAAGACAAGCACAUGAUACACUGUAUUUUCUGCACUGUCUUUACAGCGGGGUAUAGAGCAGUGGUGGUGACCAAUGGCACGCUUGCCUCAGUGGGCUGUUUCUGUUGGUGAAGACUGAAAGAUUCUCAGAGAAUAAGGCUUUCCUCCGGAAAUGGUGGGACUGUGCACAUUGCUUGACCCACAACCUCACAGAUACUCUCUGGGACCCUAACAGAAGCAGUCUGGAAAGACUGUGGCCCCUGCUCAUAGGUUUGCUUGUGUCACUGAUAGAAGGCCAGAGAACCAAGAGUCUCUUCAGGUCUCCAGGGCAACAGGCCAGGUGACCAAUCAACUCUUCUGUAGCAGGUCAUUUUUGGAGGCCUGAAUGUUGCUAUGGCUACAGAAACCUUGGUGACUGAACCAAACAAAGGAGUGCCUGCUUGAGAUUCUCAGGCUAUCAAGCAAGGCUGUAGACAUGUCUGCAGAAAAGAUGACAGAAGUAGAAGAGACUCUGCAGAGGGCGGUGAGACUUAAGAAGAUGGUUGACAGGUGGCAGAACUCGCGGACUCACUGCAUGUGGCAGACAACCCUGAGCCAGAGGCGAAACCCGUAUGCCAUCCUUCGGAUGCAGGGCACCAUGGAGCAGGAGCUGGCGCUGGCUGACAGACACCUGCUGCUGGUCCGCCGGGCCGCCCUGCACCAGCUCUUCGAGGAGGAGCACGAGCAGUACCGGCAGGAGCUACAGCGGAUGGGCAAAGCGUUCUACGUGGAGAGACUCUGACGGCCUCUGAAGCUGCUGUUCCAUCCUCAGCAGACCUGUCAGUCCAGCCCCGCUGAGUCCUGCCCCCUUGAACUACCCUCCCAGACCCACCGCGCUGGCCUCUUCACUCCAGCCAACCCCCUUGCCCUUUAGGAACAAUCCCCAGAAACUGAUGGAAACAAAAGCGCCGCCGCCGCCUUGUGGCCACACUGAGCGAUGCAGGCUGCUGUGGCGGGGGAAGGGAUGGGCGGUGCCACACGUUUAUUUUAUUUUAACAAUAAAGUUACCUCUUAUGUAAAGAUCAAACUCAAACCACAGUCAGCCCUUAGCCCUGAUUUGUUCCU
This is a messenger RNA of Fukomys damarensis (Damara mole-rat), 2029 nucleotides long. It is a transcript of the gene Cfap141, whose product is annotated as chromosome unknown C1orf189 homolog. The transcript has 4 exons. NCBI's taxonomy places the organism in Eukaryota, Metazoa, Chordata, Mammalia, Rodentia, Bathyergidae. The coding region runs from base 1401 to 1706 and encodes 101 amino acids. The record is from RefSeq and is a predicted model, not a curated record.